Caenorhabditis sp. 36 PRJEB53466 is the source of this 1944-nucleotide messenger RNA. The record is from the annotation of a GenBank genome assembly. NCBI's taxonomy places the organism in Eukaryota, Metazoa, Nematoda, Chromadorea, Rhabditida, Rhabditidae.
AUGGCCCUUUUCGUGUUUCUCCUUCUUUUUGCCCUAAUAUCAGAAUGCGAGUCUGCGGCAAGUACUCCGGAUCAGGUGCACAUUUCAUUCACUGGCGACAUGACAGAAAUGGCAGUCACUUGGAACACUUUCGAUCAAGGUUAGCCAGGACCGCUAUGUUGAAUGAAAAUGUUGUAUUUUCCUAGCUUCCCAAGACGUAACAUACAAUAAAAAAGGCUCCAGCUCAAUCUCAACUGCAAAAGGCGCCGUGGAGCAGUGGAUUUACGGAGGAGUCACUCGCUACAAGCACACGGCGACCAUGACUGGAUUGGAAUACGCCACCGAGUACGGUACGCUAUUAAAAGUUAUUGUACUCAGGGAAAAAGGCGUCUGCACCGAAUUGACACCUUUUCUUCCUGAUUAAGUUUAAACAAUCUACUUCAAUUUCAGAAUACGCCAUAGCCAGCCGCUCAUUUUCGUUCAAAACCCUAUCGAAAAAUCCGCAAUCGUACAAAGUUUGCGUGUUCGGAGAUCUCGGAUACUUUCACGGAAAUUCGACCGAAAGCAUUAUACGGCACGGGCUCGCUGGCGAUUUUGAUUUUAUUGUGCACUUGGGCGACAUUGCUUAUGAUUUGCACACGAACAAUGGAGAAGUCGGAGACAAUUAUUUGAAUGUGUUCGAGCCGCUCAUUUCGAAAGUAAGCUCUUUUCCGUCUAUAAAUACCAGAGUUGCCACGGGCCGGGCCGUGCCGGUUCAAAAAGCGGGAAUCCAAAUUUUGAACUAUUGAUUAAAUAAAAUGUUUUUUUUCGUAGAACUAACGAAUUUUGCAAGUAUCGAGCAUAAAAAAGAAAUGUAGUUCUCAAAAAUAGUUUUUAUUGGCAUCAAAGUUUUUUUUUUUAAUUUUGACCCCCACAAAAAAAAACGAAAAAAUAGAUUUCCCCCCAAAAAUUUGAAUUCGCGCCUUUUGAGCCGGGCCGACCGGGCCGGGCCGGCCCGUAAUUCUGAUAAAUACAGCAGCUUCUUGAGCCCAGUUUUACAGAUUCCUUACAUGGUUAUCGCUGGAAAUCACGAAGACGACGGCCAAAACUUCACCAACUAUCAAAAACGUUUUUCGGUCCCUUCGAACGGCCUGAACGACAAUCAGUUCUACAGUUUUGACCUUGGGCCAGUGCACUGGGUCGGUGUGAGCACAGAGAAUUACGGAUAUUAUUACACGUACGGAAUGGAUCCAGUGAUGACCCAAUACGAUUGGCUCAAGAAAGAUCUCACAGCCGCCAAUGCGAAUCGACACGCCACGCCGUGGAUCUUCAGUUUUCAGCAUCGACCAUUCUAUUGUAGUAAUGUGAAUUCGGCAGAGUGUCAGUCAUUCGAAAACCGAUUGGUUAGUAUCACAAAAAGGUUAAAGCGACAUUAUGAUCUUUGAAAAUUAGGUUCGCACGGGAUGGCUCGAUAUGCCCGGAUUGGAGCCGCUCUUCUUACAAAACUCUGUAGACUUUGGCUUCUGGGGGCACGAACACUCGUACGAGAGAUUCUAUCCGGUUGCAGAUAGGACAUAUUGGAACGAUGUUAGUUUUUCACGUCAUUCGACACCAUAAACAUUCUUUCAGCCCAACGCCUACAUAAACCCUAAAGCGCCAGUGUACCUAAUCAGUGGUUCUGCCGGCUGUCACACCCCGGACGCCUGGUUCACCGAUCAGCCGUGGCCGUGGAGUGCCGCCCGUAACAACGAUUACGGAUGGUCGGUGGUCACUGUUGCCAAUCAGACACACAUCCGCGUGGAGCAGAUAUCAAUCGAUAAGAAUGAGCAGACUGUAGACGACUUUUGGGUGAUUAAGGACGUCGGAUACACGCAUUCGAGCGACCUGCGGAGGGCCACUAAUGGCAAGAAGUUCCCGGUUCAAAAGUGCCAUGUGAAAGAUGUGGCGUGUCAGAGAUCCUUGAAAGAGAUCAAUGAGGAACUUUAG